Pogoniulus pusillus (Red-fronted tinkerbird) is the source of this 1635-nucleotide messenger RNA. RefSeq names its product ubiquitin like modifier activating enzyme 5 (gene UBA5). Gene Ontology annotation, cellular component: cytosol; cytoplasm. Lineage: Eukaryota; Metazoa; Chordata; Aves; Piciformes; Lybiidae. The transcript is spliced from 12 exons. Gene Ontology annotation, molecular function: UFM1 activating enzyme activity. Gene Ontology annotation, biological process: protein ufmylation. The record is from RefSeq and is a predicted model, not a curated record. Bases 47 to 1246 code for a protein of 399 amino acids.
CCGGGCGCUGCCGGAAGCUGGCUCGGGCGGCCGACGUGGCGCUGUGAUGGCGGAGCCGGGCCGGCUGCAGCGGCUGGAGCGGCGGGUGCGGGAGCUGGAGGAGGAGCUGGCCCGAGAGAGGGGCGGCCGGCCGGCGCCGCGGGCCCGCAUCGAGAGCAUGAGCCCGGAGGUGACCGACUCCAACCCCUACAGCCGCUUGAUGGCCUUAAAAAGGAUGGGAAUUGUCAAAGACUAUGAGAAGAUCCGAACCUUCACGGUCGCAGUGGUAGGUGUGGGUGGCGUUGGCAGCGUGACUGCUGAGAUGCUGACAAGGUGUGGCAUUGGUAAGCUGCUGCUGUUUGAUUAUGACAAAGUGGAGCUGGCAAACAUGAACAGACUCUUCUUCCAACCUCACCAAGCUGGAUUAAGCAAAGUGCAAGCAGCAGAGCAUACUCUGAGGAAUAUUAAUCCUGAUGUUCAAUUUGAAGUACAUAACUACAACAUUACAACGCUGGACAACUUUGAACACUUCAUGGAUAGAAUCAGUAAGGGAGCCCUGGAGGAGGGGAAGCCUGUGGAUCUCGUGCUCAGCUGUGUGGACAACUUCGAAGCUCGCAUGGCUAUUAACACGGCCUGCAAUGAGCUGGGACAAACGUGGAUGGAGUCUGGAGUGAGCGAGAACGCGGUGUCGGGGCACAUCCAGCUGAUGGUCCCUGGCAGCACGGCCUGCUUCGCGUGUGCUCCUCCACUUGUAGUUGCCGCGAACAUCGACGAGAAGACCUUAAAGCGAGAGGGAGUUUGUGCAGCCAGCCUGCCUACAACCAUGGGGGUCGUGGCAGGCAUUCUGGUACAGAACGUACUCAAAUACCUGUUAGACUUUGGCACAGUCAGUUACUACCUGGGAUACAAUGCCAUGCAGGAUUUCUUUCCAACUAUGUCUAUGAAGCCAAAUCCACAAUGUAGUGACCACAAUUGCAGAAAACAGCAAGAGAAUUACAAGCAAAAAGAAGCUGCUCGACCCAAACAUGAAGUAACUGUCCAAGAAGAAGAAAUAGUCCACGAAGACAAUGACUGGGGCAUCGAAUUGGUAUCAGAAACUUCAGAGGAAGAGCUGAAGGCUGCAUCUGGCCCCGUGCCGGAGCUUCCUGAGGGAAUUACCGUAGCGUACACUAUCCCAGACAAGGAAGAGGAUUUUCUACCUGAGGAAACAGCAGCAGAGGCUGAAGAAAGCCUGGAAGAACUCAUGGCCAAAAUGAGAAACAUGUAGCCAGAGGUGCUGAAGAGUUUGAGUGACAAUGGACUGAGGACCAGACGUCUUUUUUUAAACCUCCACUUCUCUUUAACAGCUCCACCUCAAAAGUAAGGUAGAGGGGCAGGCAGGAGCCAGCCUGGCUUUGUCUGCCCACUGCUUUAGAAGGGGGAGUUGUGCUGCUGUAAAAUUCAGAUUCUCAGCAUGGCAGUGUCCAAACACUCAGCAGGAAAUGAGCCAAGGAGGCACAGCCUGUUAGAGGCAGCAUUGUGUGAGGAGAACAGCUCAGAGGCUGUCCUCAUGUUGCUUUCAGCCUUUCAGUUUGUAUAUAGAGGAAGAAAACACACGGAGCUGACUCUAUGUGCCAGUGGUUACAGUGACUGAAAAAUAAACAGCACUCAAAAGGA